CUGCUCAGGCAAUCCAAUAUGGCGUCGUCCAUGGAGGUUCAAUCUGCUUCGAAGGAUGUUUCAGAAACUGUUUUAGCGAGUUCUGGGUCAAGUGGAAGCGUUUCUGUGGCUCUCCAUCCCCUUGUUAUCAUGAAUAUAUCUGAGCAUUACACCAGGAUAAAAGCACAGUAUGGAAAUACCAACCCUCAAGUGAUUGGAGCUCUUUUAGGCACUCAGGAUGGCCGCACAAUAGAAAUUUUCAAUUCCUUUGAGCUUCAGUUUGAUCUCUUUGAUGAUGGACAACUUGUGAUUAACAUGGCUUACUACAAAACAAAAGAGGAACAAUUUCAUCAGGUGUUCAAAAAUUUGGAUUUUCUUGGCUGGUACACGACUGGAUCAGGACCUACUGAAAAUGAUAUUAGAGUACACAAACAGAUGUGUGAGAUAAAUGAAAGUCCAUUAUUUUUGAAACUCAAUCCACUGGCCAAGACAAAUGAUUUGCCAAUCAGUUUAUAUGAGUCUGUGAUUGACAUUGUCGAUGGAGCGGCACGGAUGUUAUUUGUAGAGACGCAUUACACCUUAGCGACAGAAGAGGCUGAAAGAAUUGGAGUCGAUCAUGUGGCUAGAUUAUCAAAUACAGGGACAAUUGAUGGCUCAACAGUGUCAGAACAUCUCCUUGCUCAGUACAAUGCAAUAAAGAUGCUUCAUUCCAGGGUCAAGAUGAUUUUGGAGUAUGCUAAAGCUGUGAAAAGUGGGGAAGUCCCUUGCAACCACGAGAUAAUGCGCGAUGCCUUGAGUCUGAUUCAGAGGCUUCCAGUUAUGAAGACUGAUGUUUUCCGUGAGGACUUUUACAAUCAAUGUAAUGAUGUUAUGCUGAUGUGCUACCUAUCCACCAUAACAAAGGGCGCCAACAGUUUAAAUGAGUUCAUCAACAAGUUCAACGUGGUUUAUGACAGGGGAAUGGGUCGAAGAAUGAGAGGAACCUUAUUUUAGGAUCUGAAAUACAUUAUUUGUACAACCACAGCAUUGUUCAGGAAUCACGGACUUCAGUUUGCUCAUGAGCCAACACGUGGCAAGAAUAACAAAAAAGUGUACAGAACUAUGUCAACAAAGCACUCCUUUUGUGCAGAAAUGUUUGCCAAGAAAAUGCAAACAAAAUUUUCGUGAUUUAUUUAAUAAAAAGUCAAUGAAUGCGA
This is a messenger RNA of Orbicella faveolata, 1175 nucleotides long. RefSeq names its product COP9 signalosome complex subunit 6-like. Gene Ontology annotation, biological process: protein deneddylation. Gene Ontology annotation, molecular function: metallopeptidase activity; protein binding. The record is from RefSeq and is a predicted model, not a curated record. Gene Ontology annotation, cellular component: COP9 signalosome. Lineage: Eukaryota; Metazoa; Cnidaria; Anthozoa; Scleractinia; Merulinidae.